AAGCAUGGAAUUGUCUCCACAGGCAUCAAGCAUGAUGGAACUAUGUGUGAUACCUGCCGCCAGCAACCAAUCAUUGGCAUUCGAUGGAAAUGUGCAGAGUGCACCAAUUAUGAUUUGUGCACUGUUUGUUAUCAUGGAGAUAAACAUCACUUAAGGCAUCGCUUUUAUAGGAUUACUACACCAGGAAGUGAACGGGUUCUGUUAGAGUCUCGUAGAAAAUCUAAGAAGAUUACAGCCAGAGGAAUCUUUGCUGGUGCCAGAGUGGUGCGAGGAGUGGACUGGCAGUGGGAAGAUCAAGAUGGAGGCAAUGGGCGGAGAGGAAAGGUGACGGAAAUCCAGGACUGGAGCGCAUCCAGCCCACACAGUGCAGCAUAUGUCCUCUGGGAUAACGGUGCUAAGAACCUUUACAGGGUUGGCUUCGAGGGCAUGUCUGAUCUCAAGUGUGUCCAGGAUGCCAAAGGAGGUUCUUUCUACAGAGAUCAUUGCCCUGUGCUAGGUGAGCAGAAUGGCAACAGGAAUCCUGGUGGAUUGCAGAUUGGUGACCUGGUAAAUAUAGACCUUGAUCUAGAAAUUGUCCAGUCUUUGCAGCACGGCCAUGGAGGAUGGACCGAUGGCAUGUUUGAGACUUUAACUACAACUGGAACCGUCUGUGGCAUUGAUGAAGAUCAUGACAUUGUAGUACAGUAUCCAAGUGGCAAUAGAUGGACUUUCAAUCCUGCUGUUCUCACUAAGGCAAACAUUGUCCGAAGUGGGGAUGCUGCACAGGGUGCAGAAGGAGGCACCUCACAGUUUCAAGUGGGUGAUCUUGUGCAAGUUUGUUAUGAUCUGGAAAGAAUUAAACUUCUCCAAAGAGGACAUGGUGAAUGGGCUGAAGCGAUGCUUCCAACUUUAGGUAAAGUUGGCCGAGUACAACAGAUUUAUUCAGACAGUGACUUAAAGGUGGAAGUCUGUGGAACAUCUUGGACGUAUAACCCUGCAGCAGUUUCCAAGGUGGCACCUGCAGGAUCAGCCAUUAGCAAUGCAUCUGGUGAAAGACUCUCCCAGCUUCUGAAGAAAUUAUUUGAAACCCAAGAAUCUGGUGACCUCAAUGAAGAGCUGGUUAAGGCUGCUGCCAAUGGAGACGUGGCUAAAGUGGAAGAUUUGCUGAAAAGACCAGAUGUGGAUGUGAGCAUUUCAAAAACAACUUUGAGGCAUUUGCAGAAGUUGUAG
Molecule: messenger RNA, 1209 nt
Organism: Mus pahari (shrew mouse)
Lineage: Eukaryota; Metazoa; Chordata; Mammalia; Rodentia; Muridae
Product: E3 ubiquitin-protein ligase MIB1
Exons: 8
Coding region: 43-1209 (388 amino acids)
Biological process (GO): protein ubiquitination
Cellular component (GO): cytoplasm
Molecular function (GO): zinc ion binding; ubiquitin-protein transferase activity
Source: RefSeq, a predicted model, not a curated record